AUGACUUCUACCGAAGGAACUCCUAGUGAACUUGGCUCCCGAUCAAGUUCAAAUUCCCACCGGCCAAUUCACUACACACAGUCUGUACCCACAUUUAUCGAAGAAAGGAGAAUUCACCAUUUGCAAGCUGAAGAACUCGAUGGGAGACGCUCCCGCUCACAUUCGGAGCCACUGACUCGAGAAGCCGUAAAAAUCGCUCAAGAACUACGGAGGGCGAGCGAUCUGUUUAUCACGAAUUACGAGUUAUCUCCCUCGCCGACAACGAAACGGGAAUUUUCUCACUACAGAAAAAGCUCGUCCAGACGUAUUACUGUAGGGGGAUCCGGAGGAGACGCAUUGAGACAGGAAUUAAGUCAAAUGCUCCAAUCUAAUGGGGAUGCUAAAAGAUUCGAGUUUAUGGAUCCCAAUCCUUUACCCUUGGAGGGCACUCCUGUUUAACAUCACCCUACUCUGUAGGAUGCUGAGGCGAAACAAGCAUGGUGUCAGAGGGGUGCCUGAGAAGUUGAAACUAUGAUCGUGUUCUUUUGAAUAAUAUUUUCAAAGCAGCAUACAGCUGAAUAGGGGAGAUGCAAGGUUCUGAAUCAUUUUUGGCUGAAUUUGAUACAAUUCGCUUUGCCUGGUGUUACCGUACUUGAUACGGCAAUCUUUGUGUUUCAAAAACUGGCAAGAUAGAAUAAGAGAUAUCCGUUUGCAACACCGCAGAAUGAAAGCAAUAGGCUCUUCACUCAAUUCCUUAAUAUUGAGGUCUCGCAUAUUUUUAUAUGUAAUUAAAGUUUUGUAUAUAAGACUUAUUUAUUUUAUCAAUUUCCAUGUCAGAGGUUGCCUCCCCCCCCUCCCACAACUAUCAACUUAGAGGGUGUAAUGAGGACUGGGUUAGUGGGUUUUUUUUUUUCUUUCAGUUAGGGAAGGUUGGGGACAAAGUUCAGCUACCUAUUGAUUGAAACCAUAAAAUUCAUGUUGAGUUCUUUCGUGGUUGGCUCUAUUACAGUUUGUUCCCAGUUUAUUGUUGAAUCUCUCCUACAACCUGUUGUUUUUAUUCUGGGUCAUUGCCUACCAUGCAGAAGGCAGGCAUGUAUAGGAGAGGGAGGGAGGGCUAAGUAAAAUUUGUGGGUGGGUGGCAGAGACUGCAAGUUGUCAUCUUAAUCCUUUACACCCUAACAUCAGUAUGCAUAUUCUCCAUACUGUUCUUUACACAUUUUUUAAGUUGCUUGCAAGGAGAACUUGUUUAACAAUCAAGAGCUUCUUAAGUUGGUAAUCGUUUCCUUUAUUCUUGUGACUCAGGGGUGGUAUUGUUAAAAUAGAUUAGAUGCUAGUCACUCUCAGGAGGUUAAGGGUUAAUGAAGCCACCUUGGAUUAGAGGAUGCCUGUGGGGGACAGAAGCUUGAAAAUCUUCAUGUUGGGUUUCAGAUGAAACCAAGGAUGCUUUGCUUCACAGAUAAACUUGACUUAGAGUCAUGCAAAAAACAUCGACCAAUUUAAAUUAAAUAACUUUGUAAUAGAAAAUAUUAUGUUUUGGCAAAUUAGAGGUUUAAUGUGGAAGUUUUUAUAAUAGGCAGUGAAUUGUGUUAACAUACAUGUAGAGUGGAAACUGGGAGACUAAGAGUAAAAGAAACAUGAAUGAUUCAUGAAGAAAUAUUCAAUGAGGGGAAAAUUUUCCAUAUAAAGAGUGUCUUUCCUACUGGAAUGUUUUUGGUUAUAAUUACAGUAUUAUGACUAUUAACCCCAAAGAGUGAUGAGAAUCUAAUUUCUCUCUAAAGUAUCACCCUUGAAUCAAGCAGUAAGGUCAUGUGAAUAAAGCAAAUGAUCAAAAAUUCAAGAAGCUCAUGAUUGUUGGACAAAUUUUCCUUGUAGGUACUAGAGGCAAUGAAUAGAGAAUAUGCAUACUGAUGUUGGAUUGUAAAGGGUUAGAUAUUAUGUUCUUAAAUGUCCAUGGCCCUAUCAUAUUAUAUUAUACCUUCUGCAUGGAUAGGAAGCUUAUACAAAAUAAGCAAUGCACAACUUUUUUUUCUUUUCCUUCUUUUUUUUUGUAGAGGGAGAUUUUUUUCAACAAAGGAAUAGGACAAUUGUUUGUAUAAGAUCCUGUAAGUUAUUAUAGAACAAUCAAGAGCUUCUUUUAUUGGUGAUCAUUUCCUGUAUUCUAGCGGCCUUUAUGUUUGAAUCAGGGCUGAUUUUGUAAAGAGAAAUUAGAUGAUAGUCACUUCUCGGGGUCAAAGGGGUUAGUUAAAUAAAGUACUGCUUACCUUGUUUGAGUUGUUUGUUCUUAUGCAUUGCCCUCUCUGGUUUGAUCCAAAAGCCACACAGGAGACAAAGAGGCACAUAAUGGAAGCUGUUUAUGGUAGUUUUAACAAAAUUUAAACAUCUAUCUUCUGGCAUUGGAGAAGAGCCAUUAUCCCCAUUGAAUUCUUUACCUUUUACAGCUUGGCUACUUUGGUGUGAUAAUAAUAUACCAUAACAUUUUAGUGUAUUAAGCUAAUGCAUUGACACUGACUGUUCUGAUCGCUAAUUCAUGAAAAGUAAGACAAACUAGUUAGGAUUUUGUUUCAUAAUAUUGUUACCAAAAAUUUUUGUGUGACUUGUGUGACUGUCUAGAAGUUUCGUGAGUAUGCUAAUUUAAGCCUAGAAGUUUCUUGAAUAUUUAAUCAGUUUUACAUAACAGCACAUCAGCAACUUUUCAAGUCCGUGUAAGAUGCGGUAAAUAGUUCCACCUUAGAAUGCUACUAUAAUUAGGUUAGCUGGAAAGUUCUAUAAUCUCAUGCUGUUUGGCGUACAAGCUAAUUUGUGUAACUAGAUGCAUGACUGGUUUUUUCAUAAGCUGAGUAGUGUGAUGGAGGUUGAGUUUAAUGGCGGUUGUGAUUAUUUGAAGUUUGGCAGAGGCUGUGCAUUAGUGUUUACUGUAACAAGUUGUUUCAGAGUUUUGCAGCUGUGAAGACUACAUCAUCUGAAAUAAAUCAUCUUUACUGCUGUUCCAACAUCCCUGUGUUCUGUUACAGACAAUCAUUUCCACUUAACAAUCACUCAUAAAAUAUACAAUUGAGUUAAAUACAUGCUGUGGUGUUAGCUAUAGUGAAAAUAGUAUUUAAGAGCAACAGUAUAUACAACCAACAAAAUCAUGGGAGCAAAGUGAAAAUAAAACUAUUUUUGAGUAUCUGGGUGCUUGUAUUAAUGUCAAAGUCUACAAUAUCUAUCUUUGUUAGUAUUGCUUAACCUUUGGACCCCUAAGAGUGACUUACAUCCAAUUUUUCCAUACAACAAUAUCACCCAUGAACCAAAUAUUAAGGUUACAAGUCAAAAGGAAAUUAUCACUAACUAAAGAAGCUCUUGAUUGUUAAGAAAUUCUUCUUUUUAACUCUUUGGGAAAUGUAUAGAAAAUAGUAGGGAGAGUAUAUAUGUAAAUUUAUUUAUAUAAUAAGCUCAGUUAUCCACGCAUUCUGAUUGGUUCUCACUUAUGAUCUAUUGGAGGACAGACAUAUAGAUGACGUCAUCAUUAAAACUUUGUUAAUUCUCUAUUGUAUAAAACAAAUAGAUUCCAAGUUGCCGUGCGUCUGUUCAGUAAUAGAUCACAGAGGAUGUCAAAAUGUGGUAAGAACAUCAGUGACACACUCGGCUGCGCCUCGUGUGCCACUUUUUUGUUCUUGCCACAUUUUGACAUCAUCUGUCAUCUAUUACUGAACAGAUGCACGGCAACUUGGAAUCUAUUUGUUAAAUAAUAAGCUCAGUUACGCAUGCAUUCUGGUUGGUUCUCACUGAUGAUCUACUGGAGGACAGACGUACAGAUGAUGUCAUCACUAAAACUUUUUUUAAUUCUUUAUUAUAUAAAACAAAUAGAUUCCAAGUUGCCAUGCAUCUGUUCAGUAAUAGAUCACAGAGGAUGUCAAAAUGUGGUAAGAACAUCAGUGACACACUCAGCUGCGCCUUGUGUGCCAUCAUCUGUGAUCUAUUACUGAACAGAUGCACGGCAACUUGGAAUCUAUUUGUUAAAUGUCUAUAUGUAUGUAUGUAUGUAUGUAUGUAUGUAAGUAUACCGAUGUAUAGCUGUAUAGCAUGGCAUAGUUAAUGGUAAAACAGGGAGGAUAAAAAUGAAUUAAACAGCAAAAUUAUAUGCGGUACUUUAGCCAGUGAGUUGGUGUCUUUAAUAGUUGUAUUUAGUAGUGCAAGAAAAUUGAUAUAUUUAAAUAAUGGAUAAUAAUGUUUUUUUUCCCUAACUGUCAAAGGGACACUCUUGGGUGACCUGAUUAUUUAGUGAUGGGUGGCUAUGGUUUGAGCUCUUACUUAGGCCAGAGUUGGGGGAGAGGCUGGUUAGGUUGAUGGGGCACAAAUGUUUAAUAACUAAACCCCUUCAGGCAGCUGGUAUAUCGGCUGAUAAUGUAUGCUGCUGAGAUAUUGUCCAAAAAAAUUAGUAUUUGGCCAAGAAACCAAGCUUUGAGGGCAAAUGUGAAAUUUUGAGGAAAAUCUCUUAGCCAAGGAAAUUAUUACCUGACAUACCAAGAAGCCAGAAGUGCGUUUAUUUAUUUUAUGUGACUCUCCUAUUAAUUUUUGUUUUGCGUAUUGACAGCAAUUUUGUUGACUUUUUUUGUACUUCCUGGAGCAACAUUUGAGAUCAAAUUUUUAAUGGUAGUACCUGUCAAAUCUACAAAACGAGUUUUUAUACCAGGCAAUUAAUUAAGAUGAGAAAUAUGAAACUCUUGAGACAGCUCUUUUUGCUGGCUCUAUUUCUCUUCAAAGGAAAACAAGGAGGACAAAUAUCAAUGUAAAUGGUGGUUAUUGCACAAUAACUGUCUGGUGAUUUUGUACCACGUGACGAAAAGUAGCCAAUAGAGUCGCGUAAAAAUUAAUGUGUGGGUUAUAAUAAAAGUAAAUUAUAUUGAUAAAUGCAAUGUAUGUGAGAAAAUGACCUAUUACAUAAAAAUCAUAUUCACUAGCUGUUCAAUUUCACAAACCAUUUUAGGGAGACCACCUCUUGCACAACUAAAUUCGAGGCAUUUGAUUUCCACAAAGACUCUCCUUUCAAGCUCCGAUUGCGACAAAACAUUACCGUCCCUUUUUAGAUACUUGUUUAAAUUUAUAGAUACCGUUUAAAUUUUAAAAUUGAGGUGAUCUGGUAA
This is a messenger RNA of Pocillopora meandrina, 5102 nucleotides long. NCBI's taxonomy places the organism in Eukaryota, Metazoa, Cnidaria, Anthozoa, Scleractinia, Pocilloporidae. The record is from the annotation of a GenBank genome assembly.